GGGGCGAUGGUUGGCGCGUCAGGGACUUCCUGCUUUUACAAGGCGAAGCGGGACCGCUGCUGGCAGGACUGGUAAAUGACAUCUGUUUCUACCAGCAGUUCCCCAUCCAGGUGCUGCUCAACUGUAUCUUCCUUCAGCCUAAGAAUGAGGAGAGUGACAGGCCCCUCACUUUGACAUCAGGGCUGUACAGGCUCAUCACCAAGCUUCUUCGAUUUGAGUUGUCCGCAUGGGACAGCGAGGGGGUUGGCUUCUGGGAUCAAGCCCUUCGAGAAAAUGACGCCCUCCGCGCUGCUGUUUUGUCUGAAAUGUCCGCGGAGAUCGUCAGCUCCACGGAGGCCCCGAUGACCGAGGCCCUCCUGGAUAUCGAAAAGUUGUUCGGCACGAUUUCCAUCGAAGUUGCCGCCGAGACCGCGGCUUCCCUGGACUGCCCGAGACCGCCCCUUUCCCUGGCCCUGAUAGUUCACAAGGCCACAAGGGUUUUGAAGUCCGACAUCGGGUGCUCCAGGUUUGCUGCGCCGCAAGGAUCUACGUUGCAAGGUUGCGGGCAGAGCUGCCCCCUGGCCCGGGCAUGCCUCCGCAAUAUCUUGCGCGACUUUCACCAUCGUGUCCAGAAGAUGCCGUUCCGCACCUGGGUGGACGACUUGAGAGUGCGCGCGUGGGCCUCCGAGCAAGCAAUUAUAAACCAGCUCCUGAAGGCCAUCCAGUCGCUCGCUCAGGGGCUUCGUCGGGCAGGCUGCGCGCUGUCGAAGAAAAGCGCCAUUAUGGCGCCAAGCCCUACCCUGGCUCAGGAUGUUGCACAG
Messenger RNA from Prorocentrum cordatum, 800 nucleotides. The record is from the annotation of a GenBank genome assembly. NCBI's taxonomy places the organism in Eukaryota, Dinophyceae, Prorocentrales, Prorocentraceae.